AUGGCUCUUCGUCGGCAGGGUAGUGGAAAUUCAAACUUCAGCCAUCAAGAAAGUGAUUUUGAAUUGUAUGAAAGUAAUCGAGAGACGUUACGACGAGAUGCGGAGCGUUCCGCAGCCUUACAACUUGAGCGAGCUAAAUAUAAGCCGGUAGCUUUUGCUGUUUGUACAAAUGUGGAAUUUGAUGGAACUUUGGAUGAUGAUUCGCCUGUGCAUGGUUGUGCUGUAUCUUUUAAGAUUAAAGAUUUCCUGCACAUUAAAGAGAAGUAUAAUAACGAUUGGUGGAUAGGACGCUUGGUGAAGGAAGGUCACGAACUUGGAUUCAUUCCAUCUCCAGUUAAGCUUGAAAACAAUCGACAGCAAAAUACAAAAGGAUCGAAAUUCAAGCAAUCUGCAAGUAGCGCAAAUUUGGGUACCCUAGAUGAAAUGAUGCCAAGAAGUGCUUCCCGCGACUCAACACCUCCUACGCCAGGUGGUGAAUUGGAUGAGGAAGAUUAUGUACAUGGCAAAAAAUUGACAGAUAUGGUUUCUACUCCAUCUUACGCCAAAGAAAAAAAAAAGCUAAUGUUUAAGAAACAAGAAAAUAUUCCUCCUUAUGAUGUUGUGCCUUCGAUGCGACCUGUCGUCAUUGUUGGCCCAUCGUUGAAAGGAUAUGAAGUGACCGAUAUGAUGCAAAAAGCUGUUUUUGACUAUCUCAAGCAUCGAUUCGAAGGAAGGAUAAUUAUCACAAGAGUUACUGCGGAUAUAUCGUUAGCAAAACGGACAUUGCUGAAUAAUCCAUCAAAACGAGCAACGAUGGAACGAGUUAAUUCAAAGACAAGUAACAGUUUAGCUGAAAUUCAAGCAGAAAUUGAAAGGAUAUUUGAAUUAGCUCGAUCUAUGCAGUUAGUCGUAUUAGAUUGUGAUACAAUCAACCAUCCAUCGCAGCUCUCCAAAACAUCCCUAGCACCUAUUCAUGUGUAUAUCAAAAUUAGCUCACCUAAAGUCCUUCAAAGGCUGAUAAAAUCAAGGAAUAAAUCACAAACACGAAAUAUGAAUGUACAAAUGGUAGCAGCCGAGAAGUUGGCUCAGUGUCCACCUGAGAUGUUUGAUGUUCUGCUUGAUGAAAAUCAACUGGAAGAUGCAUGUGAACAUUUGGCUGAUUAUUUAGAAUCAUAUUGGAGAGCAACGCAUCCACCAGUGAAAUCACCACCUAGAAUCAAACGUAACCCUAUGGAAAAUCGUGGUCCACCAACGUUGUUUACGCCAUCACAAAUGAUGCAGGGCAUGGAGCAUGGAUCAGUGUUGCCAUCAUCAGUGGUUAAUUCACCAAAUAUGAAUAUUCAGCCGAUAAUUCACCAGAGAAAUAGCCCGCAGCAUCAACGAGUACCUCCAAUGUCUAUCCCACCUGUACAGUAUGACGGAGCGAUGCAAAAUUCCGGGUUCUAUCAGAAACCAUCGCAACCAUCAGUACCAGUACAUAAUUUGUCUCAAAGACCCGUUUUGCAACGUGAAAAUACUCAUUAUUAUGACGACUAUGAUGAGGAAGAUUUUCAACGUGACUUGAGAGGUGCAGGGGUUAGUAGUGGUGGUGCUGGUUACGAAUUCCACAAUAAUUAUUAA
Molecule: messenger RNA, 1599 nt
Organism: Thelazia callipaeda (thelaziosis nematode)
Lineage: Eukaryota; Metazoa; Nematoda; Chromadorea; Rhabditida; Thelaziidae
Source: the annotation of a GenBank genome assembly